AACGCUCGAAUAGUUUAUGUAUUACGCGACCGUCCAUCGCAGAGUAGAUAUAAUAAGUGCAACAGGUCAUUUCUUCAAUUGGAUUCGAGAGAACAAAAUCGACAAUCGAUACUUUAUGGAAACCUGUAACUUCAAAUCCAAUUAUCAUUUCCGGGUUAGCACACUCUCUAUUCGCGAGUCGAUUGUGUGAACGGUUCACAUUGUAGAUAAAUAAGCAAGAACGUGUGUGUGGGCUCAUUUUUAUGAAAAUCGUAAUUGCCCACGAAGGUCAAUCGCUACUACGGAGACUAUUGUGUGUGCGUUAGUACUUCACUAUCUACAUUAAUCAAUUAAAAUAAUAUUAUCUGCUGUGGCAAGCGCACCAGUGUACUGUUGUUUUUUCUAUAAAAUUGAUGUGUGCAUUUUCAUGUGCAAUGAUGUCUGAGGAGAAUGUCAGCCAGUUGAUAAGUGUGGAAGAAUUUCGGAAAAAGAUCGCAAAAGAUGCAAGUCUACCGCAAAAUAUCGACGAUAUACUACUGCAACGUUUCUUGAAAGUGUACGAUAACAAAGACCUGAAAAAAUCGUUAGAUCUCCUAAAAUACAACUUAAUCACACGCAAAAAUGGUUCACAAAUAUUCUUCAAUCGGGAUCCGCUCAGUGACGAAACACAGACAGCUUUGCGAUCGACAUUAUUUUGUCCCAUGCCAAAAUUACUGGACGACCAAUAUCGCGUGAAUAUCGUUUCGUUAAUCGACUACGAUGUCAGUCUAUUCGAUUACAUUCAGGUGGUAAAAAUGGCUAUGAUGAAUUUCGAUGCUCGGUUCAUCGAAUAUGAUAAUCCAGAUCGGAAAGUGUGUUGGCCCACUGAUAUGGAACAUCAUUUUCGGGGCUCUUGCUAAUAUGUAGAUAUCGACGAUUUUCUGUCGUCCUUAGUUUAAAUUUGGAUCAUCGUCGUCUACAGUUUUUUUUUUAAAUAAAAUAUCGGGACGAACUAGUGCUCAUCGAUUGUGUU
Messenger RNA from Bradysia coprophila, 991 nucleotides. RefSeq lists its product as uncharacterized. Lineage: Eukaryota; Metazoa; Arthropoda; Insecta; Diptera; Sciaridae. The record is from RefSeq and is a predicted model, not a curated record.